Messenger RNA from Penicillium coprophilum, 1032 nucleotides. RefSeq names its product elongin A domain-containing protein. The transcript is spliced from 3 exons. The coding region runs from base 1 to 1032 and encodes 343 amino acids. The record is from RefSeq and is a predicted model, not a curated record. Gene Ontology annotation, cellular component: elongin complex; nucleus. Gene Ontology annotation, biological process: transcription elongation by RNA polymerase II. NCBI's taxonomy places the organism in Eukaryota, Fungi, Ascomycota, Eurotiomycetes, Eurotiales, Aspergillaceae.
AUGCCGGCCCCAUCACUGCUUCACCUGGCCACAGCCACGGCUAUUCGCUUUGUGAAAGAUCUGGAUGAUCUGGGCGCGAUGCCGUACUCACUUGCGCGCCCUAUCUUGCUUAAUAUUCAUAACCCUGAAAAGCUGCAUGCUAUGGAGCUCGCAUCCCCACACCUCGCCGAAGAAGAUGAAGAACUGUGGCUUGAGCUUAUUAAACGAGAUAUCCCGGAUUGGGAGAAGUAUCAACUCCCGGAAAGUACCAACAACUGGUAUGGGGUCUAUUGUGAUCUCCACGACCAAGUCCAACGUUCCCUUGACGCCGAUGCAGAGAGAAUGAAGAUGGCAAUUGAUGGCAUUAGUGCCAAGCGUGCACUCCUCACUCCGAAGCUUAUCCCUGAGGGCAAGGGCUUGCGCAUGGCUGGAUCACGACCCUCCGUGCGACAACGUCAUGCUACAUAUGAUCGCAGGAUGGUCGGGCAUGAUAAGAAGCCCAGCAUCUUCCAGCCGCAGAAGCGCAACACCGCGCUGACAAUGCCGACCAAGUCUCUCAACAAUCGUGCCUCGCAAGUCAAGCGCGCGCCAAUUGGCUUGGUUGAAGAACACCGCCGCCCCGGCGAGCAGUCGACACCACAGCCGAUGUCAAAGCCGCAACCACUUGCCCCACGCAUCAGCCGCCCCAGCACGCUUUCACCCUCACUCCAGCACCCUGUGCUGGCCCGGAAUGAGGCGCGACUACGCGCACUGACUUCCGCCGCCUCCUCCUCUUCCUCACCCUCGCCCCGUGUUGCAUCUAGCAGCGAUGCGCCCAGCGCAAAGAAGUCACCGGCUGUGGCCACCGAUCCCAAGCUGAAGCGCCGUGCAACUUCCCCGCCUCACAGUGCAGAGACAUUCUCCUCUUCUUCAUCCCUCCCCGCUCCUCCCAUUUCUUCUCUUCCUUCCUCCCGCCCGCCUUCCUCCGGGCCUCCUCCGCCCCGCUCGGGCAUCAUGCGUCGACGCCCAGCGCCAAGCAUUUUCAUGCCCGCAAAGCGACGACACAUGUCGUGA